GACUGAGAGGAGCUGGGAGGGGGUCACAGACAGGGUCUCUGGAGAAGGACAAGGUCCCUCAGCUCAGGGUCAAGGGCAUGAGGGGAGGGGUGACUCUCUACACAUCACAACCUUCCUCUCCCCAGGAAUGUACAGGAAACCCUCCCUCUCAGCCCAGCCGGGACCCUCAGUGGCCAGGGGAGCGACCGUGACCCUGCAGUGUGGGUCUGAGAUCUGGUUUGACACCUUCCACCUGCACAGGAUGGGGUCGCUGGACCCUCCCCAGCACCUUCGUCUGCAGAACACGUCUGCACCCUCUCAGGCCAACUUCACCCUCAGUCCUGUGACCUCAGGCCACCAGGGGACCUACAGGUGCUAUGGCUCACGCAGCACCUCCUGCUACCUGCUGUCACACCCCAGUGACCCCCUGGAGCUGAUGGUCUCAGGAUGAUAGCUCUUCCAAGGUGAUUCCGAGCAGGUGCUGAGUUCAGACAUCACUGGGCUGCUGAUGUGCAGGGGAGCUGGGAGCCCAGGGAAGACACCAGAAUCCUGGAGGUUUGAGUCCGCCCUGACCUCUGAGACUUCUUUACCUACGGAUUUUCCCAUCCCCAAGCCUACCCAGUGGAGAACCUCAUUCGGAUGGAUGGGCGUGGCUGGCUUGGUCCUGGUUGUCCUCGGGGUGCUGCUAUUUCAGGCUGGAAAUGACACCAGAAGGACCCUAGAUGCAGCCAGGAUGAGAAUACAGAGGGAGCAACGCGCCGUUCAGAGUGGGGGAGCCUUGGAGCCCAUCUGAUGAUCCCAGGAGGUGGCGAAAGAGAAUGUGGACCAUAGUUGGGGAAACUGUCUGCUGAGAACGUCCAGGGGAGGAGACGUGGUCGACGAGGUUUGGGUGCAGGAGGACGUGGGCCAUGUCCCUGUAGAGCAGCGGUUCUCAACCUUCCUAAUGCCGAGACCCUUUAAUAUAGUUCCUCAUGCUGUGCUGACCCCCAACCAUAAGAUUAUUU
This is a messenger RNA of Myotis lucifugus (little brown bat), 983 nucleotides long. Its product is annotated as leukocyte immunoglobulin-like receptor subfamily A member 6. The coding region runs from base 128 to 430 and encodes 100 amino acids. The record is from RefSeq and is a predicted model, not a curated record. The transcript is spliced from 2 exons. NCBI's taxonomy places the organism in Eukaryota, Metazoa, Chordata, Mammalia, Chiroptera, Vespertilionidae.